AAAAGAAAUAACAAGGAACUGAGGAAGCCUUCGCUGGCUUUCUACGGUCUCACUUUCAUCCAACGAAAUACGAAAUGAGAGAAUCGGAUGUGCAGUAACAGUAGAUCCCUUCCCCUAGUUUCGCGGGUGUACGUGAUCGCCGGUGAUUGGCGAAGAAUGCCGGCUACUACAGCUCUUAGCCGGUAACUUCGACCUCCAUACCGUACUUCCAGGCCUUCGACCUAAUCCUCUUUCUGUGCCCUGUUUGAUUCUCAAAAAUGAACUUGUGGGAAGCUUUGACGACAAUGGCGGCUUUGCUGCUUCCCAUACUGAUUCUCCUCUGCAAGUGUCUAUUCCGAAGGUGGAGGUCCUCCAACGCUUCGAACAAUAACCCCCAACCACCAGAACCUGCUUGCACUGUUGAUUCUUCUGCUUCCACUUCUGGUUCUGAUGCUUUCGUGCCCCUUCCAACUGGGUACUACGAGGUCUUUUUGAGUUUUAGGGGUCCAGACACCCGCCUUGACAUCACCGAUGUCCUCUACCAUUUUCUUGUUCGCUCCAAAAUCCGCACAUUCAAACUUGACGAGGAUCGUCGUGUGGGGGAAGACAUCUGGCCUAGUUUGGUUGAGGCCAUGAAGGAAUCCAAGAUUCAUGUUCCGAUUCUUUCGGAAAAUUAUGCUCAUAGUAAAUGGUGUCUCAAAGAGCUUGCUGAAAUGGUUGAGUGCCGUAAGCACGAUAAGGGGCACAUCAUUUUACCCAUUUUCUACAAGGUAAACCCUAGAGACGUGCGGAAACAAAGUGGGGCGUAUGAAGAAGCAUUUAAGCGACACAAGAAGAAUGUUGAUGACAAAACCAUACUGAUCUGGAAAAACGCUCUCAAGGAGGUUGGAGAAUUGAAAGGGUGGCAUGUAACGGACAAGGACGGGCAGGGAGCUAUAGCUGAUGAAGUUUUUGAAAACAUAUGGUCGCAUCUAAGUAACAAUUAUGAAUUAAUGACAGAUGAAUUGGUUGGAAUUGAUGGACACUUAAACGCAGUAGUUGAAAGAAUAGAUUUAAACUCUAAAGCUGUGACAACUGUUGGCAUUCAUGGCCUUGGUGGUAUCGGAAAGACCACUGUCGCAACUGUUGUCUACAAUAAAGUUUGUGCUCACUUCGAUCGCCACUGCUUUGUGGAAGACGUAAGGGAAACUUUGCAACAGAGAGAUGGUAUCGUUGCUGUGCAAAAUAAGAUACUCUCUGGCACUGUGGGAAAGGCAAGUCUUGUAUCUAAUGUUAGUGAAGGAAUCCAUAUGAUAAGAGAUAGAGUUAGCCAUUACAAGGUUCUAAUUGUUCUUGAUGAUGUGGAUGACAAGUUCAAAUUUGAUGGCAUCUUCGGAAAGUCUGAAAACUUUGCUUCCGGGAGUAGGUUUAUUAUUACUUCUAGAAAUAUUAAGGUUUUGACUUUACUCAAAGGAUGUAGGCUAUAUGAAGUUGGAGCCAUGAGUUAUGAACACUCCUUUGAACUUUUCUGCAAGCAUGCAUUUAGAAAGGAUUCUGCUCCACGUGAUUAUGCAACUUUGUCUAAAGACAUUGUAUCCACAACAGGAGGACUUCCACUGACUAUUAAGGUUGUAGGAUCACUUCUAUUUAAAGAAGAUAAAGCAGUUUGGGUAGAAACAUUGUUGCGGUUAAAGGAAACACCAGAGUCAGAGGUCUUAGAAAGGUUAAAGAUAAGCUAUGAUGCACUGGAAUACGAGGCAAAACAGAUAUUUCUUGACAUUGCUUGUUUCUAUGUUGGAACAAAUAAAGAAAUAGCUUCUUAUAUGUGGAGUGAUUGUAAGUUAUAUCCAAUCAGUACUAUUAAUGUUCUCGUCCAGAGAUCCAUAAUCAAAAUCGGAGAGAAUAAUGCGUUUAAGAUGCAUGAUCAACUUAGAGACCUGGGUAAAUCAAUUAUCCGGGAAGAAGAUAUAGAACAUCCUUGGAUGAGAAGUAGAAUAUGGUCCAAAGAGGAUGCUUUUGAGCUGUUGCUUGGCAAAAAGGGAAGCAACAAAGUGAAAGCUCUUGAAGUACAAUCAUAUCCUCAUCAUCAGUUUACUGAUGAGCAUUUCCAGAAUUUGACUGAUCUGAGAUAUCUAAGUGGAACUUUUGUGGACCUUACGGGAGAUUUUGGAGACCUUCAGGAUCUAAGAUGGCUACAAUUUGAAAACUGUCGAGGUUCAGGUGAUGGCAUAACCAAUUUUCAGAUGAAUAAAUUGGUAAUUCUUGAUCUCAGGAAAAGUGUCAUAUCAGAUGACUGGGGAGGAUGGUACCACAUCAAGAUGGCAAAAAAGCUGAAAGUUCUGGAUCUCUCACAUUGCGGCUCCAUAACCAAACUUCCGGACCUCUCCGAAUAUGGGAACCUUGAGCAUUUAAAUCUUUCUGGAUUGAGAAGAACAAGUAGCAAUCAGGACCUGAACAUUGGCAAGUUAAUAAAGUUGAAGGUUUUGAAUCUCGAGAGUUGUAGGAUAAGGAGGAUAGUGGGGAGUAGCAUUGGAAUGCAUCAGGGGGUUCGGGAGCUGUAUAUCAGCUCGUGCAGUUGCGAUAACUUGGGGGAAUUUCUUGCCGACAUCGCAAAAUUGCCGUCUCUCAAGAUUUUUACAGCAAUGGGAGUCGAGUUAAAGGCAAGACUUGAGCUACCCAAAAGUUUGAAAGAGCUGCGUGCCUCGUUCACAUUAGUUGCUAACCUCGAGGACCUGACGGACUUGGAGAUGUUAAGAGUUCAAUCUUUGGCCGAGGUGAGGCUCGACUGGAGUAAGUUAUCCAAGCUGAAACUUUUGAUGCUGUAUAAGUCCAGCACUAAAACAAUGGGUCCUCACCAGUUCCCCCCAUCUCUGACCGAGCUUCGUAUCUCCAGUUUCCCAAUGCUGGAGAUGCUGCCAAAUCUAGACAACCUAGGGAAUUUGACACUGCUGUAUAUCUUCGACUGUCACAAGCUUCGAGAGAUUCAAGGACUUGGGGUAGGGAUGAAAUCCUUGCAAUCUCUGAACAUAUCUUCUGCCGAGAGUUUAAUGCAUCUUGAUGGCCUUGAAAACCUCUCUUCUUUGGUUGAUGUGGAAUUGGAAUCUUGCAAUGCUAUGGAGAGGCUGCUUCCCAUCACUUGUAACAACAAUCUAGCUGCUCUGAAGAGGCUAAGUAAGGUAAAGAUAAUGUCCUGCCCUCGUCUCACAGAGAUAUUCCGAGGCCUUGAUGAUGAAGCUGACAAUGGCCAAAAUGUAGUACUGGACUCUUUACGAGAUCUUGAAGUUUAUAGAUGUGAAUCGCUGCAGAUGGAGGGUUUACCUCAUCUAUCGAAGUUCCCGGGUCUUACAAAGUUGAAGCUCUGGGAUCUGAAGGGAAUGGUGAAGCUGGAAGGACUGGAUUCUCUUGAACAGCUGCAAGGACUACACUUGAGGGGCAUGCCAUCAGUUGAUAGAUUACCUAAUCUGUCAAAGCUUGGGAAACUUGAAUUUCUUGAAUUGCAGCAGAUGCUGAAUCUGCGUGAGUUUGAGGGCAUUGAUGAGUUGAAAUCAUUGCUACGGUUAGAGCUCAGGGGAUGCACGUCGCUGGAGAGAUUAAUGGCAUCUGCUUUAGAGGAACUGCAGGAGCUGAUCAUAAUGGGAUGCACAUCACUGCAGAAUCUUAGCGUAGCUGGGUGUUCAAAGGUGGCCAAUCUUUACGUCUCCAAUUGCCCCAAGGUCCAUGCGAUUCAGGGCCUCGGGAGUGGGUUGAAAUCGCUGCGGUAUUUGUCAGCAGAAAGUUUGAUGCACCUCGACGGCCUUGAAAACCUCCCAUCUUUGACCGACUUAAACCUUCGAUCUUGCAAUGCAAUGGAGAGACUGCUGCCCAUCAUGAAUCCAGCUGGUCUAAACCAACUCCAGAAAGUGGAGAUUGUGAAAUGCUCUCGUCUCAAGGAGAUAUUCCAGGGGCUUGAUCAUGAUGACGGCCUAGUGUUGUGCUCAUUGGAAGAACUGGUAGUUAAUGGUUGCAUAUCACUGGAAAGUUUGCCUCAUCUGUCAAGGUGCCCAAGUCUGAAGAAGUUGAAAAUCAUGGAUUCGAAGGGAUUAGUGAAGUUAAAUGGGCUGGAGUCUCUGCAACAGUUACAAGUACUGGUGUUGACUGACUUGUCGGGUCUGCUUGAUGUUGAUGGCCUUAAGGAUUUGCUGUCGUUGGAACGACUGGCACUUGCUGGGUGCACGUCACUGGAGAGAUUGCCGGAUCUUUCUCGUUUGAAGAAUCUGAAUUGGCUGAUUUUCACAGGAUGCACAUCACUGGAGAGUUUGCCAGAUCUGUCUUGCUUGAAGAAGCUGGAGAAGUUGGACCUCCGAGGAUGCUCGAAGUUGACUGAUCUUUCUGGUUUGCACAAGCUGCAGGGUGUAGAGAUACAAUGGCCAGAUGGACGAUUACCAGAAUGGUCCGGUCAUAGUGAGCCGCACACGCAGAGCUAUCCCUCCAUGUAUUGAGAGGGUUCCUAUGUCAGUAGGUCUCCAUCUUACUCCUGCAACCAUCUUCAUCACUCCUUUCCGCUGCAAAUUCUAGGCUUUUCCACCGCAGAUUUGAGCUAACAGGUUACGUUUUCCAACUCCUCUCCACAGUCCUUCAAGUCAUUCUUCUUAUAUUUGAUUCAUGUGAGCUUUCACUGUAAUUAUUUGUUUUACCUUGAACACGUAGGCAUUUCAAGUUGUAGAGGCAGAAGGUCCGUUUCCAUGUCGUCUAGCUCAUCCACAUUUUCACAUAUACUCUAAACGAACAGAAAGCCAGCAGCAUCUGAUCUUAUUUCAAGCAUUCCUGUGUCUGGUAACACAAUAAUUUAUGUUAUUAUCUAUGGUGGCUGUAUAUAUAGGUCUUAUUAAAUGAAUAGGACUCUGCCCUACUAAAAGAAAUUGUUCUUCUUGAUUGUUUAGCAUAUCAUAGGGCAUCGACAGGAUGCUAAUGUUGUAUGUAAUGCACGUAGAUUAUAUUAUAUCCAUAACAUGGCAUCGAUUCAAUGAAACAUCAUAGAUGCUUUAUUAUUGUCUUUUUGAAAUUGAAGUAUUAAUGUUAGAGUCAC
This is a messenger RNA of Linum tenue, 5023 nucleotides long. NCBI's taxonomy places the organism in Eukaryota, Viridiplantae, Streptophyta, Magnoliopsida, Malpighiales, Linaceae. The record is from the annotation of a GenBank genome assembly.